AUGUCCUAUGACCGCUACGUUGCCAUCUGCAAGCCCCUGCACUACGGGAGCUUGAUGGGCAGCAGAGCUUGUGCCACCAUGGCAGCAGCUGCCUGGGGCUCAGGGGCUCUCAAUGCUCUGCUGCACACUGCCAACACAUUUUCACUGCCUCUCUGCCAAGGCAAUGCUGUGGAUCAGUUCUUCUGUGAAAUACCCCAACUCCUCAAGGUCUCCUGCUCAGAAUCAGACUACCUCAGGGAAACUGGAUUUAUUGUGCUUAGUGUUCUUGCCAUAUUUGGGUGUUUUAUAUUCAUUGUUGUGUCCUAUGUGCAGAUCUUCAGGGCCGUGCUGCGGAUACCGUCUGAGCAGGGACAGCACAAAGCCUUCUCCACGUGCCUCCCUCACCUGGCUGUUGUCUCCCUCUUUGUCACCACUGACUUUCUGGCCUACCUGAAGCCCUCCUCCAUCUCCUCCCCCUCUAUGGACCUGGUGGUGUCAUUUCUGUACUCUGUGGUGCCUCCAACACUGAAUCCCCUCAUCUACAGCAUGAGGAAUCAGGAGCUCAAGGAUGCAGUGAGGAAAAUGAUGUCAUGGACAAAUAUCAGCAGGGGUCGUCUUCUCAUCUGUCUGAAUAAAUGA
Molecule: messenger RNA, 618 nt
Organism: Meleagris gallopavo (turkey)
Lineage: Eukaryota; Metazoa; Chordata; Aves; Galliformes; Phasianidae
Source: RefSeq, a predicted model, not a curated record